Molecule: messenger RNA, 1037 nt
Organism: Panicum virgatum (switchgrass)
Lineage: Eukaryota; Viridiplantae; Streptophyta; Magnoliopsida; Poales; Poaceae
Product: ubiquitin-conjugating enzyme E2 28-like
Exons: 3
Coding region: 281-727 (148 amino acids)
Biological process (GO): protein polyubiquitination
Cellular component (GO): nucleus
Molecular function (GO): ubiquitin conjugating enzyme activity
Source: RefSeq, a predicted model, not a curated record
GUCAUUGUUUAUUAUCAUCGUUCUAGCCUUUUGCUUUCUUCUUCCAUCACAUUCAAGAAUCUAAUGCCAUUUGACCGUGGCCAAAAGGUUUUUUCAGCGGGCAAGAACAAAAUUCUUCCUUGGUCUGGGUGUAUUUAUAGAGAGGCCCGGUGAUCCUCGGUUCCUGGACACCAAGACCAACAGGUUAGCUUCAUUAGCUGUGCAGUUUCAGACGUUCAGAUAAAUUAGGCACACUUCAUCUGAAGAACUAGUCAGGAACUAGUGCAAGGACCCAAGAUCGAUGGCGCUGCGGAGAAUCAUCAAGGAGCUCAAGGACCUGCAGAGGGAUCCACCGACGUCCUGCAGCGCAGGGCCCGUGUCUGAUGACAUGUUCCACUGGCAAGCGACGAUCAUGGGCCCGAGCGACAGCCCCUACUCUGGAGGCGUGUUCCUGGUCACCAUCCACUUCCCUCCAGAUUACCCGUUCAAGCCACCCAAGGUGGUGUUCAAGACGAAGGUGUUCCACCCGAACAUCAACAGCAACGGCAACAUCUGCCUGGACAUCCUCAAGGAUCAGUGGAGCCCGGCGCUGACCAUCUCCAAGGUGCUGCUCUCCAUCUGCUCGCUGCUGACGGACCCAAACCCGGACGACCCGCUGGUGCCGGAGAUCGCGCACAUGUGCAAGACCGACCGCCUCAGGUAUGAGUCCACGGCAAGGGGAUGGACGCACAAGUACGCCAUGGGCUAGGCCUGAAGCUUUUAGCAGGCAGCAGGGGCCAAGAUCGUGAAUGUACCCAACAUCAAUGAACAAUAAGUUUUUGCUCUAGUUCAGUAUAUAACAGGCCUAGAGUUUUUUUUUCUUUUCUUUUGGGAACCCUAACAGGCCUAGAGUUGGAAGAUCUCCGCGGCGCAUAAAAUCAGCUUCCUCCUUCCUCACACGAAGGAUGAUAGCUAGGAACAAUCAUAUUUGCAGUUUUGAUUGAUGGCCGUUUCAUGUCUGAAAAUCCAAUGCUAAGGAUAUGUACUUGAAUCACAAUGGUGAACCAGAUUUUCUAUAA